Messenger RNA from Trichechus manatus latirostris (Florida manatee), 1017 nucleotides. Its product is annotated as olfactory receptor 6C2-like. Gene Ontology annotation, molecular function: olfactory receptor activity; G protein-coupled receptor activity. Gene Ontology annotation, biological process: G protein-coupled receptor signaling pathway. The record is from RefSeq and is a predicted model, not a curated record. Gene Ontology annotation, cellular component: membrane. Lineage: Eukaryota; Metazoa; Chordata; Mammalia; Sirenia; Trichechidae. The coding region runs from base 1 to 945 and encodes 314 amino acids. The transcript has a single exon.
AUGAUGAGAAACCAUACAUCAGUAACUACAUUCAUACUUCUGGGACUGACAGAUGAUCCUCAAAUGAAGGUUCUGAUUUUUAUAUUUCUGUUUGUCACCUACACAUUGAGUGUAACUGGGAACCUGACCAUCAUUAUACUCAGUUUAGUGGAUUCCCACCUUAAAACUACCAUGUACUUUUUCCUCCAAAACUUUUCCUUUUUAGAAAUUUCAUUCACCACUGUCUGUAUUCCCAGAUUCCUAUAUAGCUUAUCAACUGGGGACAAUACUGUUACCUACGAAGCUUGUUUUGCUCAAAUAUUUUUUAUCAUCUUCCUUGGAGCUACAGAAUUUUUUCUUCUGGCUGUCAUGUCCUAUGAUUGCUAUGUAGACAUCUGCAAACCCCUGCAUUAUGUGACCAUCAUGACUAGAAGGGUCUGUGGAAAGCUGGUUUUCUGCUGUUGGAUAACAGGUUUUUUGGUCAUAAUCACACCACUUUGUCCAUGCUUACCCUUGGAAUUCUGUAACUAUAAUGUCAUUGAUCAUUUUCUCUGUGAUGUUCCUUCUCUCCUGAAGAUUUCUUGUUCAGACACAUUGUUUAUAGAACAGAAGGUUGUAGCCAUUGCCAUUUUGACCACCAUCAUGACCCUUCUGUGUGUAGUUUUGUCCUAUAUAUACAUUAUCGAGACUAUUAUCAUAAAGUUCCCUUCUGCCCAGCAAAGGAUGAAAGCCUUUUCCACCUGUUUGUCCCACAUGAUUGUGGUUUCUAUGACCUAUGGUGGUUGUAUCUUCAUCUAUGUCAAACUUUCAGCAAAGGAUGGAGUGGCUAUUAAUAAGUGUGUGGCACUGCUUACUACUUCAUUUGCCCUCAUGUUAAACCCAUUUAUUUAUACCCUGAGGAACAAGCAAGUGAAACAAGCUUUCAUAGACUUAAUCAAAAGAAUUUCAUUCAUCUCAAAUAAAUGAAGGAAUGUUGAAAUUGAGCCUUCAGGGAAAAAAAGCAAUAGAUCUUGUUACGCUCAUAGACUUAGAUUCUUA